Molecule: messenger RNA, 5379 nt
Organism: Rhodofomes roseus
Lineage: Eukaryota; Fungi; Basidiomycota; Agaricomycetes; Polyporales; Fomitopsidaceae
Exons: 8
Coding region: 117-5183 (1688 amino acids)
Source: RefSeq, a predicted model, not a curated record
GUUGUACCCCUCCUCCUGCUUGCUCCUCCUCCCGGGGGCUCUCUAGGCUGGCCUGACCUACCUCUUUCUCACUCCUUCCCUUGCACGGUCCUGACACGCGCCGGCCACGUCUUACGAUGAGCCUUCCAACACCACCUAGUACCUCCCACAGGGAGAAGGAGACCUGGAUAUCGCGUCUUUCACCAAGUUCACGCGUCUCAUGGUCGGAGGAGCACCAGUACCACACACUUCCAGCCAGCCCGUCCUCGACGCCACCAAGUAUCAACGUCAAGUCAAGCGCGUCGCAGCUUGCACCAGGCAAGUCGAUUUUGAAGAAGACGGAGGACGUGCUCCCUUUGAUGGACGAGGAGGAGCAGAAAGAGUGCACUCCUGAGCCGGCGGAUCCUCUGACCGACCUGCGCUAUCUGGAGAAUCCCGUCUCACUGAUUCUCGAUUCGAACGCGUCGCUGCGCGACCUCGCGGAGGCUUACUCUGUGCUUUCUUCGCGUUGCAAGUCUGCCCUGACCACGGAUAGCGUGGUUGACUCGACGUGGCCGCUUUUCCAACCGCUUCGGAAACGUCGUGACGCGUUCCUUGAUGCUGUCAUUCGCGAUUUAGGCCGCGUGCACAUUGACCCCCUUGAAAUACCAUCAACCGAAGGCGAGCCAUGCCCGGCGCAGGGGCGGGAAGUAGUCGUGGCAUUGCCCUCCCCCAAGGAAAGCCCUCGAAAGAAGAGGGGUAUGUCCGGAGAGCAAGCCAAAUUCGCGCGUGAUGUCUGCACUGUCUGCCACGCUGUCAUACGUUUCCUCAACGUUGCCUUCACGUUUCCUGCGCUGUAUCAGUUGUACUCUGUCAAACAGCUGCGCUUUCUCUUGACCCACGUUCUCGCCAUCCCGAUGGCUCCUGAGCUCCCGACUCCCAAUGCACGUAAAACCUGCGCGUUAGCCGUGUGGCUAAUCCAGACGAUGGAGCUUCCAUCGGAAGUUAUCGAACCUGCGGCACCGCGUAUAGCGUACGCUAUUCGUCGGGGUAUCGAAGGCGAACUCGGGAGAGAGGGGAAGAAGGGAGCAGUGAAUGACGGUCUCAAGGCGAUCUAUGAACUGUCCACUGCUUUCCCGGAGAUUUUUGUACCGGCAUUCACGGAUAUCCUUCCAUCCCUCCUGUCAAACCUCCUCGCACCGACCCUUGUUUUGCGCGCGCAGGCAUGUCAUGCGCUCGGAGGCUUUGCGUAUGCGGUUGCGAACAUCUCUGCAUCUCCAGUCCAUGCUCGUAUAGCCAACAUCGUCGCCAACUACCUGCGGCCUGUCGACUCACCACCUCCACCACCUGAUGCGAAUGGCAACGCUGCCCCUCCCAUGACUCCAGGGAGUCCGAAAAGGGACUCCGCCAUAGUGCGCACCCUCCGGACGCUGUUAGCUGCGACAGAACCUAGGCAUGUCGCUCAAGGUCCCGUUUGGGCGUGGAUGGUCCUCGGCUACUUCAUCGUUCUGCUGGGCCCGAUGGUGUACGAGGACGACGCGAUCUGCCGCACCAUCACUGCCCUAUUCAGCUUAGGUCUGCGUCACGGAAAGAGCUCCGUUCGUAACCUAGGGUUCAUGACCUGGCGCUGUAUGGUCUGGGCGUACUUCUACGCGCCUUCGAUCAAGGUGACCACCGAUGGUGACGAAGACAUGGAGGAUGCUGACGAAUCGGAACGCACCUCGACUGUUGCAUCCCCUGGGGAGCGCAUAAAGAGCGCCUGGAAAGUCAUGGUCUCUAUACUCGAUGUCGGUGUAGGCUCGGCCGUCAUUGCCUCGCUUCUGUCGCAGCCCUCCUCCGAGUUGAGCCUCCGCCGCGUUCUCGGCGUCCUGCGCGCCAUGAGCAGGAAGGGUGGACAUACGACGAAGGAAGCCCUUGACACCGCCAUGGAGCUCCUUGGUGUCCCCGACUCGGCAGACGAGGCCAUCGAGCCCCCGACCCUGCUCCCGCACGGCCUCUUCUGCGCAGAACCGGGGCUGCUCACCGCAGACUGGUCUUCACUGCCAUCUGCCGCUCGGCCAUUACUCGAGGAAUGCCUGCGCACGCACAGCGUGCGGAAGUUGACGGAAGACGAGGUUGGGACGAACUGGGUGUUCAACGUCCUCUUGGUGGUCUUCAAGAAUGGUCUCAGCGCACUGAAGCUCUCUUGGGGCGUCAAUUGCCCGAGUGAGCUUAUUGCCCUGUGGGGCGCUCUAAUUCGCUCGAAGAGCGACGGACUUGCCGAUGAGAAUGACAGGGAUGAGCUCACGUCAUGGGCGGAUGUCAUGACUGGCCUCCUGAUUGACCUUGUCGACGAUCCCAAGCUCGACGUGGUCAAGAACGCUCACGGCGACCAUGACAGCGGAUUUGUGCCCACAAGCCCUGUCAAAGGAGUCCGAAAGCACCUGAUGCCGACACUUGAACGCAUGAAUCUGGGGCUGAAGCUCUACCUUGCGCGCGAGCUCUGGCACGUCCAUAUGAGCAUAUUCUCAGGUGAAGCACUGGAAAAGUCCUCAGAGAAACUCUUGGGCUAUCUUCUCUACAACGAGGAGUACCUCGUCGAAGAGCUGGACGAGGCGGACGGCGUGCGACUGCAGUGGGCUUCGCUCUGCGCAGAAACGCUGUUCGCGUGCGAUGCUGCCCUGUUGGAGAAGUUCUGGUCGGGACGUCAUCCCAAAGGCCCGCAAUUUGGCUGGGCUUCUGAGGUGCGUCGACUGGUGUGGUCCGCGUUCGUCGAAAAAUGGCGCGAGAACUCCGAAGUGGCCUGGGAGAUGGGUGUCAUCCUCCUCAGUGCACCGUUCAUGGACUUCGCUGCGUUCGACAUGUGGAAUUACGACGCAGAGGUUUGGAAUGCUAUCCUCCGCGAGACCAUGGACAGGGCACUCGACUACGGCAUUGACUCCGUCACCGUCGUCGACCAAGUCGCGUCGACGGUGUCCUCUCACCACUCGCCUACCAUGUCCGCCUCUGCAACCCGCAUCGCCGACCUGCUCCUCUCGAACCUGGACAUCACCGAUGCACGGGACGUCCCAAAGGAUGUCCUCGACUUGGUCAACGACACGCUCAUCACGACUUACCCUCCCGAGCCGCGCAACAAGGUCGUAUCUCUUUGGCUUAUCCGGACACUCACGAGGGUGAUCGACGCGUGUCCGAUCGAGCUUUCGAUGAACAUGUUCGAGCUUCUCCAGGAAGGUCUGGCACACUGGAUCAGCGACGACUACCAAGUGUUCACUGCGGAAGAGUAUGCCAUGGAUAUCCUCCCAGUAUACCAGACAGUCUUGCUCGGCAUCCAGUCACUGCCUCGCAUUGUCGACGUGAUCGAGGCGCUCGCGCCCAUCGUCGAGGCCGGCUUCUGCGGCCGCCCCAACAAGCCCGAAGCUAUCACCCAGGCCUUCGCAGACUUCUGGGAGGCAUCCUACGCCCGCGUCAAGGAGCCUUCCGAUGGGUGGCCCGAGCGGCUGCAAGCCUGCCUGCACGCCCUGCACGGGGACAAGCCUCCUCUGUCCGUCGGGGCCUUCGACAUGGACGACCUCCCGCCCUCCUCCGACUUCCCCGACUCCAAUGACGACCUCUUCGCGCCGGACACGAACGACGCGGAGAGCGAGGAAGAGGAAGACGAGGUCUCCGCGUCCAUCCUCCUCGCCUCCCCCGGCUUCGGGCCUCCCAUCCCCGCACUCAUCCCCCUCCCUCCAUCGCCGGUCGCCGGCCCGUCGCGCUUCACCACCCCGCCGUCCACGCCGAAGCUCUCCCCCGUCCGCCUCUUCGCGACCCCCACGCGCCCGCACAGGGCAGCCGGUCGCACUGAGGAGCCGUCGUCGCCCUCGUCCCCGCUGGCGUUCCCCGACUCCCCGCAGCGCGCGGUGCCGGAGCCCCCGCGCACGCCGAUGACACCCAAGCGCGCGUCGCAGACGACCCCAAAGCGCACACCGCUGUCGUCCGCGCGCAGACGGAGUGCGCGCGAGAAGGAGAACGUCGAGCCGCUGCCUGUCAUCGCGACUGUCGCGGAGCGCAUCGCGAUGAGCGCGUCUGCCGCAGCCAGUGGGCCGUCCGUCCUCGGCAAGCGGCCCUCGGGUGACGACGAAGACGAUGUGCAGCCGCCGAAGAGAGCUAAGCUUGACUUGCCGGCUGCUCCUCUGCUGGAUCCUGGCUUGCUGCUCAAGAAGUCUGAGGAUGAGCCGUUGCGGACGAGUGUCUUCUUCCAGGACGUCCCGAGUACACCCAAGCGGCCGAAGACGCCCCAUUCCAGUGCGCGCUCACCGGUGUUCGAUUCGGACUCGGGCAUCUCCCUGUCAUCGUCGCCUGAGAUCCCGGUGUACAGUGCGAGGAAGUCGACUGGAGUGACCGCGAAGCCCUCGAGCGUCGCCUUCGCUGGCUUGCCCAGCACCUCGAGGCGCAUUGCGACCUUGCCCAAGACGCCAUUCCCCGCCAGAGCGGCGGAGUCCGAUGAGGAUCCGUUCUCGUCUUCUCAGGCGUCGUCCUCUGUGAUACCAGCGAGUGAGCCACGGACGCGCAAGCGGAAGGGCGUCUUCAUGGAGGCGGUUGAGGUGCCGACGUACAAGGAGGUCCUCCGUCGCGAGGAGGCACAGCGGAGGCGUAUCAGUCUCUAUGCCAGUCUGCCGCGGCGCGCUGCGUCUUCCGUCGCUCGCCAGAGUGCGACGAGCAGCAAGCCAGCGGAGUCAGGUACGAGGAGGACACAUUCGGCUGUGAAGGCGACCGAGGCGAAUGUUGCAGAGUCUGAGAGGGACGAGCUCCCGGAGACACCGACAAAGAAGCGGAAGAGCCGCGGUGCGGUCAUCAACGGGAACGCGGAGGCGGGGACAGCAGGGUCUUCUUCGUCCAUGUCGUCCUCCCUCAGAGCCCUCAGAAAGGCUCCUGUCCUGGGUAGUGACGACUCUAUCUUGCAUGCUACGCCCUCAAAGCUCCUGCCAAAGGAGCACUCGUCGUCCGACGACGACCCCCGGCUGGGGCAAGUCAACCCCGUCGGGCUCUCCUCGCCUGCCCUCCGGCGCGUCAAGGCGCAGGCGGUGGACCUGUCGGACCCGCCGAGCAGCGACGACUCCGUCAUGUCGAACAGCCCCUCGCGGGACCUCGUGAAGCGGCGCAUCGCGCGCCUGCCGGGGAGCGUAGACAGGAGGAAGACCUUAGACCCCUCCCCCCUCAAAACGCGCAUGGUCGCGGUGAUUGACUUGACGCGCGACGACGACUGAUGUGCACCCCGGUGCAGUCGUACCUAUAUUCUUGGAAUACACUGACUUGUGUUGUGUGUUUGUUAACCGUGGAUUUGCGAUUUGUUAGCUGUGAUAUCUCGUCUGUCUGUCUUCUCACUACUCUGUCCAUACCUCCUCUGUCCAUACCUCGCAUUGUACUGUAUCAGCAUCUGCAAAUACACAUCCUCGAGCUCCC